AUGGGGGAUAAUAACUUACCUUUGUAUUUUUUUGAACCAGAGACAUCCAAUGCAUCGAAAAGAGGCCCGAGGAGAAGGAGACCAAAUAUGUUUAUUUCCUAUCGUAAAGAAAUGAUGAAGCGUAAACCGCCAAAUAUGCAAAUGACUGACUACAGCAAGCUGGUGUCAGAAUGGUGGAAAAAGCUUUCUGCGAACGAAAAAGCGAAGUUACAAAGACGAUAUCAAAUCGAACGAGAUCAAGAAGUACAAC
Funneliformis caledonium is the source of this 250-nucleotide messenger RNA. The record is from the annotation of a GenBank genome assembly. Lineage: Eukaryota; Fungi; Glomeromycota; Glomeromycetes; Glomerales; Glomeraceae.